Molecule: messenger RNA, 1716 nt
Organism: Blepharisma stoltei
Lineage: Eukaryota; Ciliophora; Heterotrichea; Heterotrichida; Blepharismidae
Source: the annotation of a GenBank genome assembly
AUGUUUAAAACAAAUCCAGAUGUUACAAAAAUAAUAAUGGGCUGUUGUGAAUCAAAGCCAGAAAAGCCUUCCUUAGGGUCAUCAAAAGACCAAAGUAGAGCUGAAAGAUUAAGCUUGAUAAAUGACUCAAAUGAGCCAAGCGCUGUUACCACUCCAGUUAUGAGAGCCAAGCCAAGAAGAUAUACCACUCUAGCCCGAUCUUCAGCUAAGAAAAAAUCAGUAGGAAUUGAUCCGAAAAAAAGUUUUAAGCGAAGGAGUAGCUCAAGAAUUUCCAAAGGACUUACAAGCGAAAAAUAUAAAACAAUAAAAAUCCUUCAGACAGGGCCCAGUGGAAAUCUAUAUUUAGUUAAAGACAAAUAUAAUGGGACACAAAGAGUAGCCAAAGAAAUCCCAAAAGAGAUUUUUGGAGAAAAUCCUAUUGAAUUCUUUAAAGAAAUGGAAAAGUUCAAUAAACUUGUAAAUUUUAUGCAGAAUUAUCCUCAUAUAAUAUACUUAUUAUGAUAUAUAUUGAGAAAAAUAAAUUUUUUAUUAGAUUUAGCACUAUUUAAUUUAAUAAGUCUAAGAUUUUUUGAGCUAGCUGAAACCGAUGAGGCAUUUUAUGUUAUUUAUGAAAAACUUUUUGGCUCAAGCUUGCUAGAAAAAAUUUUAGAGCAUGGUGCUUUUAAUGAUUAUGCUGCUUCCACUCUUAUUUCAAAUAUUUUAAAAGCUCUAAAUCAUUGCCACAAGCUCGGCAUUAUACACAGAAACAUAAGACCAGAAAGUAUCGUUUUCGAUUCCAAUGCUCGUGAUUCUACUUUAAAACUCACGAACUUUGAAUUUAUUUGGACUUUAAGCGAAAUGCAACAGACAAAAGAUACAGUAAAAAAUAUGUAGGUUACAUAUAUGGCGCCAGAAAUGAUUCAAGGAAAUUAUAAUAAAAAGACAAGUGAUAUUUGGAGCUUGGGAAUUAUAUUGCAUGUCUUAAUGACAGGAAAACUACCUUUUACAGGCAAAAAUAAUGAUGAGGUAAUUAAAUCAAUUCAAAAUGGAAUUGAUUUGAAAUCAAAAACAUGAGCACUUCAUUCUGAUGAAGUUAAAGAUCUUCUUUCAAAAAUGCUAAAAAUCGAUCCUGAUGAUAGAAUUUCUGCUGCAGAUGCUUUAAAGCAUCCUUGAAUUGUGAACAAAAGCCGGAAGCUUGACCAAAUCAAAGGCAGUACUGAUAUACUCAAUAGAUUUUUACAUUUUGACGUAAUUCAUAGUUAGGCUUCGAAAAAAAUAGAAAAGUCUAUUUAUUUUGCUAUUACCUCACAUAUAUAUAAUGAUAAUGACCAAAAAGAAAUAAUUGAAGUCUAUAAAGCUCUAGAUAAAAAUCAUGAUGGAAAAUUAAGCAAAAAAGAAAUAAUUGAUGGCUGCAAAGCGCUCAGAAUUGAAGUAAGUGGGAUGGAUGAAAUUAUUAUGAAAUGUGACAUUGAUAAGAGCGGAUUUUUUGAAUUUUAUGAUUUUGAAAUUGCAGCUGCGCAAUGAAAUUAUGAAGAUGUAAAAGAGAAACUUAAAAAAUCAUUAAAACCAUUAGAUUUUACUUGCCGUGGAGCAAUCAGUUUGGAGGAAUUAAAAAAAAUUCUACGCGGAAUUGAUAUGGAAGAAUUAGAACAGUUCUUCAAAUAUGCGAGAAUAGAUGAAGAAGGGUAUAUUUCAUAUGAAGAAAUCAACAGCUAUUUAUUAAUGAAAUUUGAUUAA